Molecule: messenger RNA, 1631 nt
Organism: Vicugna pacos (alpaca)
Lineage: Eukaryota; Metazoa; Chordata; Mammalia; Artiodactyla; Camelidae
Gene: IL13RA2
Product: interleukin 13 receptor subunit alpha 2
Biological process (GO): cytokine-mediated signaling pathway
Cellular component (GO): external side of plasma membrane; membrane
Molecular function (GO): cytokine receptor activity; protein binding
Source: RefSeq, a predicted model, not a curated record
AUUCUUGGAAGGAGGAAAAAUAAUGUGAACUAUGCCAGUCCACACAAGUUCUGUUACUUUAAGCAUUUUGUGAAAGCAAAUGGUAUUUAUUUGAAUAAUUUUCUUUCCACAGAUAUCAUCAAGAGGUUACCACAUUUAAUAUUUUUUCCCUAUAAGUUCAUUUGCUUUUAACCCAUAUUACUCUUUCUACAUAGGUCUUAUAGAGACAAUUCACAAGGAGUGGCUGGAUCUCACACAUUUGGAAAGAGUAGAAAUUUCAAGAUAUUAAAUUUUGGAGAAAUGGCUUUCCUUCAUUUGGAUAUCAGAUGCUUAUAUACCCUUCUUAUUUGCACAGCAUUUGGCUCUACUUUGUCUUCAAAUGCCGAGAUAAAAGUUAAUCCUCCUCAGGAUUUUGAAAUAGUGGAUCCUGGAUAUUUGGGUUAUCUCUGUUUGCAGUGGCAACCUCCGCUGUCUCUGGAUAAUUUUAAGGAAUGCACAAUAGAAUAUGAAUUAAAAUACCGAAACAUUGAUAGUGAAAGUUGGAAGACGAUCAUUACUAAGAAGCUGUAUUAUAAAGACGGAUUUGAUCUUAACAAAGGUGUUGAAGCAAAGAUACACACACUUCUGACAGGGCAGUGCACAAACGGUUCAGAAGUUCAAAGCUCAUGGUCAGAAGCUACUUAUUGGACAUCAACACAAGGAAAUCUGGAAACUAAAAUUCAGGAUAUGGAUUGUGUAUAUUACAACUGGCAAUAUUUACUAUGCUCUUGGAAACCUGGCAUGGGUGUCCAUUUUGAUACCAAUUACAGCUUGUUUUACUGGUAUGAGGGCUUGGACCAUGCAGUACAGUGUGCAGAUUACAUCAAGGCUAAUGGAAAAAAUAUUGGAUGCAGGUUUCCUUAUUUGGAGUCAUCAGACUAUAAAGAUUUCUACAUCUGUGUUAAUGGAUCAUCAGAAUCUCAGGCUAUCACUCCGAGCUAUUUCAUUUUUCAGCUUCAAAAUAUAGUUAAACCUUUGCCACCAGACGACCUUAGUUUUUCUGUGAAGAAUUCAAAAGAAAUUAACUUGAAAUGGAGCAUCCCCAGAGGACCUAUUCCAGCAAAGUGUUUCAUUUAUGAAAUUGAGUUUAAAGAAGAUGAUACUGCCUGGGUGACUACUACAAUUGAAAAUGAAAUAUACUUCACAAGAACAUCAAAUGAAAGCCACCGAUUAUGCUUUUUAGUAAGAAGCAAAGUGAAUAUUUAUUGCUCAGAUGAUGGAAUAUGGAGUGAGUGGGGUGAUGAACAAUGCUGGAAAGGUGACAUACGGAUGAAAACGUUGGUGUUUUUCUUGAUACCAUUUGCUUUUGUCUCAUUAUUUCUUUUGCUAAUAACUUGUCUGCUUUUGUAUAAGCAAAAAAAUUUACUGAAAAUGAUUUUUAAAAAAAAAAAAGAAGUCUUUUCUCAUCAAGAGACACUCUGUUGACUCAAUAAAUUCAUCUCAAGGCCAGAUGUUAAAUAGGAGCCUUAUUAAACUGAAUUUUUCUCCAAAUGUUCAAUAAAUCUUAUUUUAAAAGCAUUGUUGUAUUUAAAUAGGCUUUGGAACACUCAAAUUGUCAACUAAUAGUAAAUUUUCUGGAUUCUAUUAAGAGCUUUUUUUUCUUGUUAAAAAAA